Alternaria atra is the source of this 1296-nucleotide messenger RNA. RefSeq lists its product as uncharacterized. The coding region runs from base 1 to 1296 and encodes 431 amino acids. Lineage: Eukaryota; Fungi; Ascomycota; Dothideomycetes; Pleosporales; Pleosporaceae. The record is from RefSeq and is a predicted model, not a curated record. Gene Ontology annotation, cellular component: Golgi apparatus; TRAPP complex. Gene Ontology annotation, molecular function: protein binding. The transcript is spliced from 3 exons.
AUGCAAGUUCCACCCAGAGGAGGCCAUGGUCGAGUUGCUUCGGGCGACGAGAGAAGACGAACUGCCCUCACCCGGCGCGCGACAAAGGGUCCGCUCGACGCCGAUGACAUAGUUGUAGACGACCCUCUCGCUGAGAGCACCCCCAGCCUACCUGCGCGCAUUCGGUCGCCAGCACGGCCUCAACCUUCCCCGCAACCGCCGCACGAUGCCCCAACACGCGGCAUCGACGACAUUCCCCACAAGGACUUCAGCUUCCUGCAAGACCCACAGGCAUACCACGUCCUACCAGUGACGAAUGUACCGCCCCCAUUUUUGAGUGCGCCGCACACUCCGCCAAUAUCCUCGCCCAUAGACACUCUUCUCCUGUCAGGACACUAUCGCCUCGCCGCCAUCGCCGCCGCACGCAACCUCAUCUCGGCUGCCCCAGGCGAUCACGAUACACUGUUACACCUAGUACACGUCCGUCUGGCAUGUCUCUGCCUACUGCAAGAACAUGCACUAGCCGCGCAGGAGUCCAAGGUUCUGGGUGACCUAAACAGCGCCUUCUACCGGCACCCCCUUACGAACGCGCACCUGGUACCCUGGGAUCUACGCCUCCUCGUCGUACGACUAGCAGCGCUGGGCUAUGGAGAGUGGCGCAAGGGUAUAAUGGGCUACUACGAGCUUGCACGAGAGUGUAGGGAGAGCAUCCUCAGAUCGAGCUCAGACGAUGACAAGGCAAUGUGGCGGUCGAGAUUACGAGACUGCGGCAUCCGCGUUGCCAAUGUCCUCGUAGAGAUGGGCGAUCUCGAGGGCGCAGGAAGACACCUAGCAACACUCGCAGCAGAUGGUGAUCAAACUAGGGAGAUAUCGCUCAUGGAAACACUCGUCUGGUUGAGAGUCGGUGACAUGCAAUCAGCACGACGUUGUCUAGCGCGCGCAUCCUCCGCCUCCGCAGAUGCUCUCGUAGACGGCACACUAAAUGCCCUGAUUCAGCUCGCCGACUCGGACUACCAAGCCACUGCUGUAUCUUUCCAGGCACUGCACGAGCAGUUUCCCGAAGAUGCUAUGGUAGCGCAGAAUCUGGCUGUGUGUUUACUAUACACGGGUCGUAUCUCAGACGCUAGAGGUAUACUUAGUGAACUGGUAGACGAAAGUCCACCAUUCCACUCCCUCGUGUUGAAUCUAAGCACGGUGUAUGAGUUGUGUACGGAGAGGAAUAGAGAGAAGAAACUUGGGUUAGCCGAGAGAUUGGCUGGGAGGAGAGAAGGUGGCGGGGUAGGAUGGGAACUCAGUAAUGCUGAGUUCAAGCUAUGA